AUGGAUUUCGAGACGGCGUACGAGAUGUUGGGCAAUUUUGAAGGUAGUCCCAUCCAGGUUACACACACAGUGAAUACGGCUGCAACGAGCAGUGGGAAUAGUGUAAUACACGGUAAGAAUAUUUACAAUGCAUUGCCCUCUUUCCCAGAAUUUCAAGAGUGCACCCCGCCUGCUUUACUCUCGCCAAGAGAUCAGGGCAAUGCAAUCAAGUCUCCGCCAAUGCAUCAUGCGGCAAUGGAUACUGACCAAUUUCUACACACCAAUUUACAGCUGUAUGGGGGGUCCGCACCCCAGCCGCUGUGUUUACAACCGCAUAAAUCAAUGUCGCCGCCGCAAAUGGGGAACCCAAGCGACGAGCUUCUGAGUGCGUUUGAAGCAAAUGCGAUAGAUCAUUUUUUGGAUGCGCUGAUAGCGACGGAUCCCAAACCGGAGAAUCACGGUACGAACGAUACGAGCAGUAACUAUGCUUCAACGCCUGCAUACACUACAGUCGAGCCCGAGCAGUCAGCCACGAUACGACCAAUGGCGUCUGUUGACAUUGAUACAGAAUAUAGGGUACAACCACUCAUAUUACCGGACAUUAAGUUGGAGACGAUGUUGAUCCCACCAAAUAUCAGAGACGACCCGAAACUGGUCAAGAAAUGGAAACACGUUGAGACUGAGAAGAUGAGGCGGAAUCAAACGAAGAAGAAAUUUGACGAGUUAACAGGAAUGACCCGACGCCGGAACAAUGCCCCGCAGAAACGUGUUUCCAAAUUCAAGCUAUUAAGUAACAUAGUAACGGAUAUCAAGGGAAUCGUACAGGCUAACAGGAAGCUGGAGAAGAUGCUGGCUGACGACGUAUGA
Molecule: messenger RNA, 846 nt
Organism: Huiozyma naganishii CBS 8797
Lineage: Eukaryota; Fungi; Ascomycota; Saccharomycetes; Saccharomycetales; Saccharomycetaceae
Gene: INO2
Product: Ino2p
Exons: 1
Coding region: 1-846 (281 amino acids)
Molecular function (GO): protein dimerization activity
Source: RefSeq, a predicted model, not a curated record